This is a messenger RNA of Linnemannia hyalina, 1032 nucleotides long. The record is from the annotation of a GenBank genome assembly. NCBI's taxonomy places the organism in Eukaryota, Fungi, Mortierellomycota, Mortierellomycetes, Mortierellales, Mortierellaceae.
AUGGUGCACGCGUUAAUUGAAGCGUACGGCUUGCUGCGUCUACGAGAUCUGACCAUUGUCUCGCCGCGCAAGGCAACCGUCAAGGAGCUUUGUCGCUUCCACUCUCGCGACUAUAUUGAAUUCCUGAACAAGGCCGAGGAGUACGACAGUGGAGAAGAUAGCGACGAGGACAACGACAGUAACGACGACAACGAAAACCCUCACGCCACUCGUGCUUCAACACACAAUAAAGAAGACAAGUUAGAAGUGUAUGGACUCCGCUUCGACUGCAGUGUCUUUGAGGGUCUUGCUGACUAUGCCGCCUAUGUAGCUGGGUCCACCCUCGAAGCAGCCACCCUUCUCUGCGACGACGCCUUUGAUAUUGCCAUUCACUGGGAUGGCGGCAGACACCAUGCGCGGAAAGAUGCAGCUGCAGGGUUCUGCAUCGUCAACGAUAUUGUCCUCGGUAUCAUGGAGCUCCAAAAGACCUUUGACCGUGUCCUCUAUCUCGAUCUUGACGUCCACCACGGUGAUGAAGGACUCUACCCAGGCACUGGAUCUGGAACCUCCACAUCAACCCGUAUAAAGUCGGUUGUGAACAUCCCCAUGAAGGCUGGCCUCUCUAAUGGGACGCUAAGCAAGGUCUUUGACGAGAUGAUUGCGCCCCUUGUCGAACAGUUCAACCCGGAUGCUGUUGUUCUACAGUGUGGUGUCGAUGGCAUGGCGGGCGACCCGCUAGGCAAAUGGAACUUGACCAUGGCUGGAUACAGCGACUGCCUGAAAAAGGUCAUGGCGUGGAAGAAACCCCUCCUAGUCCUCGGCGGAUACAACACGGUGUCGACAGCACGAUGCUACGCCUACCUAACAAGCCAAAUACUCGAUCGCACCAUCUCGGAUGAGAUCCCCGAACACGCUUACUUUGAAGAGUACCAACCCGAUUUCUUACUCUUUAUCGAUCCAGGAUACCAAGCGGACAGCAAUACCGAGGAGCACCUUGAUCAUGUCCGUAGGUUAGUUGACACCCAGUCCAAGUCCCUUACGUCCCAACGCUAG